Messenger RNA from Closterium sp. Yama58-4, 975 nucleotides. NCBI's taxonomy places the organism in Eukaryota, Viridiplantae, Streptophyta, Zygnematophyceae, Desmidiales, Closteriaceae. The record is from the annotation of a GenBank genome assembly.
AUGGUACAUGCAGGAAGGAACACAGCACAUGGCACAGUGAGUGAGGGGAGCCCCGCUGGUAGAGCAUUGUGGAGCACAGUGGUAAGGGCUGUCGUUGAAAGUAACUGGGUAGACAGCAUGCAGAGAGGUGAAAUGCAGAGAGGCAGUAUGGCAAUGGCAUGUGUUAUACUGGAAGACAGUGCGUCAUGUGUUGUACUGCGAGACAGUGCGGCACCUUUUGUACUAGGAGACAGUGCGGCACAUGUCGUGCUGGGAGACUGUGCGGCACCUGUUGUAGUGGGAGACCGUGCGGCACCUGUUGUGCUGGGAGACCGUGCGGCACCUGCUGUACUAGGAGACCGUGCGGCACCUGUUGUGCUGGGAGACAGUGCGGCACCUGCUGUGCCUGCUGUGCUGGGAGACAGUGCGGCACCUGCUGUGCUAGGAGACCGUGCGGCACCUGCUGUGCUGGGAGACAGUGCGGCACCUGCUGUGCUGGGAGACCGUGCGACACCUGCUGUGCUGGGAGACAGUGCGGCACCUGCUGUGCUGGGAGACAGUGCGGCACCUGUUGUACUGGGAGACAGUGCGGCACCUGUUGUACUGGGAGACAGUGCGGCACCUGUUGUACUGGGAGACAGUGCGGCACCUGUUGUACUGGGAGACAGUGCGGCACCUGUUGUACUGGGAGACAGUGCGGCACCUGUUGUACUGGGAGAUCUUUUCCAAUCAUCGUUCCUCGAUCGAGUGUUUGCACAUGGCUGCCGACAUGGCCCUGAUGAACCAGCCAAGAGGAAGACCACGGGGGUCAAUCCGUGGAACUAUAGUGAUGCUGAAAGCGGGAAGGAGGACAAUGAGGAGGAUGAAUCGUGUGAGGGGCAGCAGGAAGAGGAGGAGGAGGAGGAGGAGGAGGAGGAGGAGGAGGAGGAGGAGGAGGAGGAUGAGGAGGAGGAGGAGGAGGAGGAGGAGGAGGAGGAGAGGAGGAGGACUAACUGA